CAGCUCCCGUACCUCCAUGGAUCUUACUCGCUGCGGUCGUUUCUGUGCAUCAAACGAGUGACUUCUUCUCAGGCAGUUUCUCUUCUUCCUCCCCUCGUAUCGAUCUGCGUCAGAACGAUUUCAGAGCUCGCAUAACACACGGGGGUGGGUGUUACUGAAUGUGACUAAGCACGCCUGGAGCCCAACUUCCAAGUUCCAAGGUCCAAGGUCCAAGGUCGGCCCGACGAAUCCUGUGGGUAGCGGCGGUGGCGGUGGGGCUGCAUGGUGCCGUCGCCGUGCGAUCAGCUCCUCGGCUGCUUCUCCCCCCAUGGGCUCUAUCGCUCUCUCGGACAUUCUCAAUCUCGAUCACCACCACCAGCAGCAUCUGUCGCAACGGACUGAAUCUCAAACAGGCGCUACGGGCGCUACGGGCCCUAUAGGCCUUGACCUUCCGCCGUUCCCGCCGUUUCCCCCGUUCCCGUCGUCGUUUUCGUCGGUCUCCGCGUUUCUCCGACCCCGGGUGCGGAGAUAACGCACCUCGCGGAACGGGAUUUUCUAAGAUUCUCCCGCCAAUUUUCGCUGCCCGCCCGCAUCCCCGAUAUUCGAGCGAGAGAGCCACUUCCGGAGCGGGGGCGGGGCCUCUUUUUAUUAUUAUCAGGGCGGCGCGGGCGCGGGACAUUAAUCGGCGGCGGAGGGGGAAGAUUAAGUGGCGAGGGGGAUUAAGCCGCGCGGGGACUUGAGGGGGACUUUUAAGGGGUAUGGAGGCAAAGCUCCGCGCGCUGCACAGGCAGGGGAACGUGGGGACGUGCCCCGCGCCGACGGCGGCCGGCAAUGGCCGCAUUGCGCCUUUUUCUUUAUUGGGUGGGCUCAAGGGGAAGCCGUCGAGAGGGGCUGGGCAGGACCGGGACAGUGCGCUGCAGCAGCGGCUGGUGUCGGGGUACGACGACGACGGGCUGAUAUGGAACUGCCCCAUCGCCUCGCACCCGUCAGGCGAGCUGUCGAUGGCAGCGGUGGAGGGCAACGUGGCGUGUGAGGACGUGGCGCGGGUAGACGCGAACGCGCUGGGCACGUUCGUGGGUAUAUUUGACGGCCACGGGGGCGCGCAGGCUGCGAGGUUCAGCGCCGACCACCUGCUGCCAGACCUGCAAGGCGCAUUGUUGGACGAGUGUUGUGGCCGGGGGUGCGACGCCAACUGCGUCAACUGCGCCGUCCGCACCGCCAGAGCCCUUUCCUCUGCUGCUGCUGCCGCCGCUGCUGCUCACGCCCAUUCCUCUCCCACUCCUUCUGUAGCUGCUGGUGACGGUGGUGGAGGGGGUGGGGGUGGGGGUGGGGGAGGAGGAGGAGGUAGGGAUGGUGGUGGAAGUGUGGAUGGGAAAGGGGAAGCAGCUGCAGCAGCAGCAGCAGCAGGGGGAGGAGGAGGGGGAGGGGGAGGAGGGGUUGGGUCUGAAGGCAUUUCGAAGGAGAAUGCCCAAUUGAAUCAGCAGCAGCAGCCAAGCCAACACCCGAAACAGCAGCAGGGGGGAACAGAGAAGCAGCAGCAGCAGCAGGCGGGUGAAAAGCAACAGCAGCAGGCGGGUGAAAAGCAACAGCAGCAGCAAGGGGCUGACAAGCAGCAGCAGCAGCAGCCGAAGUUUCUCCAAGUGCCUCCUCACGCGCCCUCCCGCCUCGCGCACCUCUCGCAAGACCAGCUCAUCUCAGCCGUCCAUCAGAGCUUCAGCCAGAUCGAGCGAAAUUUCCUCGAGAUUGUUCGAAGCAAAUGGCGGCAGGUCCCGCAAUACGCGGCUGUGGGCACGUGCGCCCUCGUGGCCUUCCUUCCCCCACAGGGCUCGGUGCUAGUAGUGGCUUCGCUAGGGGAUUCACGGGCGGUGGUGGGGGUGCGGAGGGGCGUGUUGAGGGCAGUGCGGCCACUGGUGGUGUCGACGGAGCACAAUGCGAACAGCGCGGAGGAGAGGGCGGCCAUGCAGCGGCUGCACCCAGAGGAUAAGGGCAUUGUGGUGCAGCGCAGCGGGGUGUGGCGCGUCAAGGGGAUCAUCCAGGUCACGCGAUCUCUUGGCGACUUCUACCUGAAGCACAAUGAGUUUCAGCGCGACCCUCUGUACGCGCGCUUCCGGCUUGACCGCCCCUUGCGCCGCCCAGCUCUACUCGCCACGCCGGCGGUGGAGGUGCUGCAGCUGGGGCCGGCACACCGCUUUCUGGUGCUGGCGACUGACGGAUUAUGGGAGCACGUGAGCGAUAGUGAAGCAGUCAAGCUAGUUCACUCCAAGCCACGAUCGGGUGUAGCGAGGCAGCUAGUGCGCCUGGCCAUCACCCGGGCAGCGCGCAAGCUGGGCCUAUCGCUCCCAGAGCUGAAAGUGCUGGACCCCAAGCAGCGCCGCAUGGUGCACGACGACAUCACCGUCGUCGUGCUCUUCCUCGACGCGCACUGCAGGGCUGAUGGGGCGCCACACGGGGGGGGGGAGCGGGGGCGGGAGCGGGAGCGGUGGGAGGAAAGGGAGGUGGAGGGGGAGCGGUGGUGGGAGGAGGCCGGAGGAUGAGUUCGGAGAAUGGAGCUGCGAGUGGGAGCGGGAACGUGGGGGGAGGGGCUGGUGCUGCUGCUUCUGCUGGUGGUGGUGGUGGUGGUGUAAGUGAUGGCUAUGGGGCGUGCGAGGGAGUGGCGGGGGGUGUGUCGCUGCGCAGCUAUGAGGAUGUGGACAUACCUUCGUUCCGGCACCAGGGCCUCGAUGACGACUAGAGCUGCUCCGUGUGUGUAUGGAUGCAUGUGUGUGUGCAUGGACGCAUGUGCGCACAUUCGAGUGCAUGCGGUAGCAUGGGGGGAGGUUGGUGGUGCGUGGUGCUGCUGCUGCUGGCGCUGCGCGGCUUUGAGGAGGAUGUGGGCAUGCCCUCGUUCUGGCACCGGGACCUCGAUGAGGACUAGGGGCACGUGCAGCCAGGCAUGACACGGCAUGAAACGGCAUGAGGCGGCAUGAGGCGGCAUAAGGCGGCAUACAGCGGCAUGAGGCAGCAUGCGGCGGCAUGAGGCGGCAUGAGGCGGUAUGUGGCGGCAUGAGGCGGCAUGUGGCGGCAUGAGGUGGCAUGUGGCGGCCUGUGGCGGCAUGUGAUGGCACGUGAGUGUGCGUGGAGGGAUACGAUAGGUUGAGGACAAAGAGGAAGCAACAGGUGCUGCAUGUCCAGUGGGGCCGGUGAUUUGGUUACCUGGUUACUUCUCGGUCCUGACGUGGUGCCAGCAUCCCCCCACCGGAACUUCUGUAGAUAAGUCCAAUCCAAUCGACUGUUGGACGUCAGUGACCCGUGUUUUGGCCGCAUGGCCCGUGUUUUGGGCGCCUGACCCAUAUCCUGGCCUGGUUUACUGAAAUUUGCUGUGGAAGGAUCUGUGGCAAGGCAGCAGGGAAGCAGUACCAGGCUGGGGUGACCAGGGAAGGGAAGGGAUGCUGGACUACGGGUGGUAAUUGAGGGGGGGAGGGUGGAGAGGGAGAGGAGGGGAAGUGCAGACAGUUGCAGGGGAAGAGCAGACAGUUGCAGAUGUGGAGUGGAAGCACCACCAGGCUUUACCAUAGGUACUCUUGAAACAGUGUGGGACUAGUUUCAGGCUUCUCUUCCACCUUACCGUAUCCACCCAGAUAAACGCCCCCCCGGGGGAUAGGAUAUGACUCUGUCCUUUAUUCAGCUGAUGGGGCUUAUGCGCCUUAUUUGAUUAUUAGCCCCUCCCCCUUUGAAGAGCACUUCUGUCAUUUAAGGGCG
Molecule: messenger RNA, 3717 nt
Organism: Closterium sp. NIES-67
Lineage: Eukaryota; Viridiplantae; Streptophyta; Zygnematophyceae; Desmidiales; Closteriaceae
Source: the annotation of a GenBank genome assembly